This is a messenger RNA of Quercus robur (English oak), 2648 nucleotides long. Its product is annotated as sodium/hydrogen exchanger 2. The transcript has 15 exons. Gene Ontology annotation, molecular function: sodium:proton antiporter activity. Gene Ontology annotation, biological process: proton transmembrane transport; regulation of stomatal closure; sodium ion transport. Gene Ontology annotation, cellular component: membrane. Bases 674 to 2287 code for a protein of 537 amino acids. The record is from RefSeq and is a predicted model, not a curated record. Lineage: Eukaryota; Viridiplantae; Streptophyta; Magnoliopsida; Fagales; Fagaceae.
CAUUCGCUUUUUCAUCUUCCAGUUCCGUGAUUCUCUCACUCUCUCUCUCUAACCACUUUCUUCAAUUAUCUCUCUUUCCAGAGAUUUCCUCUCUCUCUCUCUCUCUCUCUCUAAGAAACUUUGCUUAUCAUCUAGCCUUGCAGUUACAAUAGAUUCGUGAAUCUCCGUGUCUCUCUCUCUCUCUCUUUCUCUCUCUCUAUAUAUAUAAACACACACAGAGAGAGACACAGACGUAUAAAUUUUGGCGAGCCUGAGCUUCGAGGAGCUAUACUGAAAAAUUUUGUGGCAUUUUUUUAUUUUUUGUGGAAACGAAAAUAGUACAGCCGUAGAUCUUUUGCUUGCAUUCAGCGAGGAUUUCGAACCAGAGAUUGAUUGAUUGAUUGAUUGAUUGCGUGCUCUCUCUCUCUCUUUCUCUGUUAUUCGAAUCCUCUGUCUUCGUUUACCGAUUUCCAAAGCUUCGUUGCCUUCUCUUCUCUCUGCAUGUACCUCCCAAGCGCUCUUGAGCUUGUUUGAUUACUGAGAUCCGAGAUUUUGAUGAUAUGGACAGCUCGGAGACAUAGAUACUAUUAAUUAUUGGCUAUUAAAGGAAAAUCGAAGUCUUCUAUAAUUGAAAUUAAGUAUAUAUAUAUAAUAUAUCUUAGAUUGAUUGUGUACUAAAUUGGUGGAACAAACAAUGGGGAUCGAAUUGAGCUAUGCUGUGUCAAAGUUGCAAUCGCUAUCCACGUCUGAUCACGCCUCUGUGGUCUCCAUGAACCUCUUCGUGGCGCUCCUCUGCGCGUGUAUUGUGAUCGGCCAUCUUCUAGAGGAGAAUCGUUGGGUUAACGAGUCGAUCACUGCCCUUGUGAUUGGUGUGUGUACUGGAAUUGUAAUUUUGCUCGUGAGUGGGGGGAAAAGCUCGCAUCUUUUAGUGUUUAGUGAAGAUCUUUUCUUCAUAUACCUUCUGCCGCCUAUCAUAUUCAAUGCUGGGUUUCAGGUGAAAAAGAAGCGAUUUUUUGAAAACUUUAUGACUAUCAUUCUCUUUGGUGCUGUUGGUACAUUAAUAUCCUGUGGCAUCAUAUCAUUAGGUGUUAUUCAGAUCUUCAAAAAAAUGGAUAUUGGUUCAUUGGACAUAGGGGAUUAUCUAGCCAUUGGUGCAAUAUUUGCUGCAACGGAUUCUGUAUGCACAUUGCAGGUGCUUAAUCAGGAUGAGACACCUUUACUCUACAGUCUUGUAUUCGGGGAGGGUGUUGUAAAUGAUGCCACAUCUGUGGUGCUUUUCAAUGCGAUCCAGAGCUUUGACGUCACUAAAAUUGACCCCAGUAUUGCUUUGCAUUUCACUGGAAACCUCCUUUAUUUGUUUGCCACAAGCACAUUGCUAGGGGCGAUGACUGGGCUAUUAAGUGCUUACAUCAUCAAAAAGCUAUAUUUUGGCAGGCACUCAACUGAUCGAGAAGUUGCUCUAAUGAUGCUCAUGGCAUACCUUUCAUAUAUGUUGGCUGAAUUGUUCUAUUUAAGUGGCAUUCUCACUGUGUUCUUUUGUGGGAUUGUGAUGUCCCAUUACACCUGGCACAAUGUAACUGAAGGUUCAAGAGUUACUACCAAGCAUGCUUUUGCAACCCUGUCAUUUGUUGCUGAGACUUUUAUAUUCCUUUAUGUUGGAAUGGAUGCCUUGGACAUUGAAAAGUGGAGAUUUGUUAGUGACAGUCCCGGAACAUCAGUGGCAGUGAGUUCAAUACUGAUAGUUCUGAUAAUGGUUGGAAGAGCAGCUUUUGUUUUCCCCCUAUCAUUCUUAAUCAACCUAUUUAAAAAAAAUCAAAGUGAGAAACUCAGCCUCAGGAAGCAAGUGGUAAUAUGGUGGGCUGGUCUCAUGAGAGGUGCUGUGUCUAUGGCACUCGCUUAUAAUCAGUUCACACGAUUAGGGCAUACUCAAUUGCGAGCGAAUGCAAUCUUGAUCACCAGCACCAUAACUGUUGUUCUCUUCAGCACAGUGGUGUUUGGGUUGAUGACUAAACCUCUUAUACGGUUCUUGGCUCGUUCAAAACAAACAACCAGCAUGGUGAUGUCAGAUCCAUCGACUCCAAAAUCAGUCUCUGUGCCACUUCUUGGGGAGGGGCUGGAUUCUGAGCUUGAUAUACCACGACCGGGCAGCAUACGUGCACUCCUGGCCACCCCUACACACACAGUUCACUAUUACUGGCGUAAAUUUGAUAAUGCCUUCAUGCGACCUGUAUUUGGUGGCCGGGGUUUUGUUCCAUUUGUUCCUGGAUCACCAACUGAACGGAGUUUCGUACAAGGGGAAGGGGAAUGAGAAGGCAGCCAAGCAAAGAUGUACGAUAUUAUAUUGUAAAUUGUAUACAUCUUCCAGAAGAUCAAGCACCACAGGCCUUUGAACCGACUUGUGAAAGUUGUUAUCAGACUUUAGGGUAGUGAGAAGGCUGUGUACCAUAAUGUAAACUGCAUGUACCAUGUAUAGCUGAUUGCAUAUACCCCAAGCCAGAGGGGUAUUUUUUGAUAUCAUAAUUAUUUUGCUGUCAACAAAAGAACUUAGGGUUUAAUGUAUUGUAAUUUAUGGUUUCUGUGAUUGUUUAUGUAAUUUUUGUCGCACACUAGGAUUUAAAAUGUAAGCCACCUAUCUUUUGAUAUGCGAUAUCUGAUAUCUGAUAUCUUAA